AUCGGAGGUUGGUGCGUCAGUAUUAAAAAAAAAAAAAAAUCUUGCAGAUUUGAAGCAUUUGGUGGCAGCACUUGAGAAGCAGGCGGAUAGAGAAGACUUUCCUUCAGUGACGCUGAGCUGCACAACAACAAGCCUCUCCUACAGCUUGCUUCCCCAGACUACCCGAAUUUGUAUGGUACGACUUGCAGAAGCUCCACGUCCUCCUCCAGAAAAUGAACCCCGGAAGCAGGCACUGAGACGAGACAGAGAUGUGGAUGUCUGGGACGCUCCGUCGCCUCCUCCUAGCCUGGAGCUAUCUCUGUGUCUAUGGAGCCCCUGUCCAACUCCCAAACUUCAGCCCCACCACGCAAGACAGCUCCUGUGAAAGGGAGUGCGCCAGUUCAUUAACAACACCUGGGUCAAUACGUGCCACAGAUGUUAAACCCUCACCCCCAGACACCGGACAUGUGAUGGGCCUGGUGCUGAAUGCAGGAGGAGGAGGAGGGACUGGCCCAGAUGGACGACCUGAGGGGAUAGAACCAGUGACGCAGACAGAAAAUGGGGACAGUCUUGGUGGGCGAUCUGGGCCGAGCGAGGAUGGCACAGAGGCGAGGAGCCAAAGGAGGAAAGUAAAGAGCACGCUCGAGAUCGGAGACCCAGCCUCAGUUGAUCCGGAGAGUAGAAACCAGGAUGUGCCUGUCAGCGUAGAGGAUUUAAGUCCUCCAGGUGACGGAAAGCAAACGGACAUGGACCUGAGUAUUCCAGAAAGGACCCCAGGUAGAUCGCUGGACUUCACGACAGCGCCGCCACAGCUGGACAGGGUGAGCCAGACAAUGCUGCCUGGCUUUGAUCCUUUCCAGGACAAAGACCCAGAACCAAGCUUGGCAUCUUCUCCAGAACCUCCAAAUCCCUCCAUGCCCCCCUCACACAAUCCCAUCCCUCCCUUGGUAUUCAUCACACCUCGGACAUCCACACCUUUUGCUCUUUGGGGCCACGAUGGAGCUACGAUAUCCUCGCUCCCAGACCCCUAUUUACCCGAAAUUGGACCAAGCCUGAUUCCCAGAGAAGACAGCCCAGAAAGCCUAUGGACCGAGGCAUCAAGACCUGGAGGAGACACCGCGGCCCUGCUGUCUCAAGACGAAGCCACAGAGGCCACCAUGUCAUCAGAGGCUCUCCCUCUCAUCUUUGAGCCUUUUGAAGAUGUCACACCAGAGGGAGCGGCAGCAGCGGUCACCCUGGUACCAGGCAGCGCUCAGCCUCCCGGUGCCAUGGCGACUAGGGGGCUGCCUCUGGCAGACGUGGACCUGGAUCAGCUGGUCACAGUGGAGAGUGACAGCGACGGCCCCUCACAGGCCAAGUCCAUGCUGAUGCCAGACUGGACUUCACCUUGGCAGACAUCUGGCGCUGAGCUCCUGGAGCCAAUCGGCUCCUCGGGUCCAUCCACCUCACAGCAGCAAGGUCUAAUUGAGAUGGAGGAUGGUUCAGAGAAAGUUGCUGAGAGGAGACCAAACCUUGAAGACAACUUGCCCUCCACCGACACCCCCCUCUCAUCCUUCCAGCAUGCUAUGACAACUGUAACCACGGCAACCCAUCAUCCGGUGCACAAGUCCAGAUCUGGGUUAGAGGAGAUGGAGUCUGAGGAGGAGGACGAAGAUGACGAGAACUCUGAGGAAUCGGUGGAAGAAGAUAGCGAGGAGGACCUGACAGAAACGCCUAAAACAUCCUCAACGCAGCCUCCGUACAGUCUCAUCCCACCACCUCCAGUCUGGGUUCAACAAAACCAGGGACUGAUGCGUAGCUGGGUAGAGCUGAUCAGAGAAAAGGCUGGCUAUGUGUCUGGGAUGUUGGCCCCUGUGGGCAUCGGCAUCACGGGGGCCCUGCUGAUCGUCGGCGCCCUCUACAGCAUCAGGAUGAUUCACCGCAAGAGGAGGAACAGCUUCAAACACCAGAGGAGGAAGGUCAGGCAGCCAGAGCAACCCCGAGAACCCGGCACCAGCCGUCAGGACCAAGCCAUGCUGCUGGCCGACAGCUCAGAGGAUGAAUUCUAAUGAGAGCUUCUGGGUUUUCUUUUGUGGCCGACCAACGGAGGCUUGGCGAACACCCCCAUCACUAUGACUACCGCAUCUCCAAUCACCCUGGGUUGUUUGGCUAUGACUCAUCUGAUCCACAGAAUGUGACUGAGUACAGGGCACAAUUUGCACAGGCUGCACACAGGUCAGCGCUGUGCCCCCCCCCCUCCCUUUCCAAAAGUACCAAUGCGAGCACUUUUCUAAAUGUCGUCAGGUGAUGUCGAUGACUCUAGAGGCCUGGCAGGGCUGGUGCGCAGCACUUUGACGUUAAAAAAUAAUACCGUUGCUCAUAAAUUAAAAAAAAAAAAAAAAAAAAUGCAUUAGCAGGAUGGUAUUGACAGGGUGAAAGCGUUGGUAUUAGGUUCGGCGGCUUUGUGGAGUGAAGCGGGAAAAGCGAGAACCAACAGGGUUUCUGUCGAGUGACAAAAGGGCUGUAGAAGAGUCGCAUUACGCAGGCGAUGUAAAUACAUGUACCGUAUAUGUAGCUGACUCUGGGCCAGUUGAGUUAGUGUAAAUAAAGUCUUAUUUCUUGCUGAACAUCUAUGAUAUAUAAAGGAAUCAUUUGGGGAAUACUAUUAUUUGCUUUUUUGCUUGGAGCUGGAUGUGACCAUUGUAAAGUUGGGAAACGUGGUGACUUUACCGACACGUAGAUUCUCCCAAGAUUUGCAAAAUCACAAAAUCACAUGACAAUCUGUACAGCCACACUUCCAAUUAUGUACGGACCAGCAGUGGAAGAAUGACUGGCAGCUAUAGGCGAGUUUUAAAGCAAGUUUUGUGAUUAUUAUUAUUGCUAUUAUUGCUUUGCUAGUUUAUCCAUCUGCCAGUAGCCUGCAUAUGAGGGGGAAUUGGAAACAUCUGUAAAUGGCAGCUAGAGACAAUAACCUGGUUAAAGUUUCAUAAGUCUCCGCAACUCAUGGUGUCCUGUCCACCGCCACAAAUAAACUCUCAGCCUGUGGAAAACACUGCAGUAAAUCUUGGGGCACAUUAAUAAGAACGUUUCUUUCCUUCGUGCCAAAAGAGCUGAGGAGAAUCAGAUGAUUUGUCAGAGAUACAAGAUAAAGGUGCCGUUAUCGUAGAGUGGCUCGGUCAAAAUGUACCAAAACCUGCCUACCACUGCUCCUAAAACGCACAAACAAAAUGUUAUAUCGGGUUAAAUCCAUACAAAAAUAACACUAAAGUACUUGCAGGCUGAGGGCAUUCGUUGUCUUUACCUGCUAAACAAACAAGAUGUAAGGAUGUAAGAGGUUCUGUCAGAGCUAUGAAAGACGUCCUGUUUCCAGUCUUUUCUGGUUUCACAUUUACCUGACAGAUAUACUGCCUGUGGCAUCAAACACCUGAUCCAACUCCUGGUAUAAAAGCGAACAAGUGCUCCUCUCCAAAAGAUUUUCCUUGUUAGACCCCUUUUAGAAAGCGUCACGUGCGACACUUUUGAAUUAAUGCUUGGUUUUAAAUGUGAGAUUUGUGGAAAUAUAUACGUUUUAUUCAGAUCCAGAGACGUUACUGGUGUGAAGCGCAUACAAAAUACCAUCAUCCUAGAAACGUAUGUAGCAUAAAACAGAUUUCGAUGUACAAUGUAACUAUGAACUCACUGCGAAACGUUCCUUUGUUUUUUUUUUUUUAUCUCCUCUGCAUGACUGUGUCUGGGUCUAUUCAUACAGACUUGUCGCAGACACUUCUAUUGAAUGAAGUGUUUCUGUGGGCUGGAAAAGCACAAACACUGACAACAAUGAAGCAGGAGUUCACAUUUUAACAUGUCAAACUUUUUUUUUGAAACUAGCUCAGUCCGUACAAUGGUGUUAUUUGUGUGCCUCCGUCAAGAGCCGAUAAAAGGAGACGUUUUGCCCGACACAUUCAGGCCCAGAACGACAUGUUUCCGACGCUGUGGGUUAUGUCAGAUUAAGCCUGAAACGCUGUGAGAGUGAAUAAAAGGAGUCAUUUACAGUCUUCUGUCGUGGUCCAGACAGAAAAGAGGCAUUUCAAGGUGUCUUUGGUUAAAACCUAUAUUCUAUCAAUAAAGAGCCAUGUGUCAUGUUUAAUGUACAAUGUACAAUGUGUCUGUUUAUAUGCAAUAAUACUGUUUUAGGGUUAAGUGUGAUGUACAACACAGGACACUUUUCUUUUUUUGUCUCUAUAUGUAGAUAUGAAACAGGUCGUGGUCAAAUAAACAAUUCUUCUAGA
Messenger RNA from Mugil cephalus (flathead mullet), 4226 nucleotides. Its product is annotated as armadillo-like helical domain-containing protein 4. NCBI's taxonomy places the organism in Eukaryota, Metazoa, Chordata, Actinopteri, Mugiliformes, Mugilidae. The coding region runs from base 249 to 2027 and encodes 592 amino acids. The record is from RefSeq and is a predicted model, not a curated record. The transcript has 8 exons.